UGCUGGCCCACCCAGCCGAGGUCCGUUAUCUGCUCUGCUGCACCGAGCAACAAGUGGUCGAGCAACCGGACGGCUACCUUACCGUAAUAAGGUCGUCAGCCCAGAACCAACACCACAGGCACAUGCCUGGCACACCAAUUAUCAAGGUUUAACAAUCACCGCCGACACCAUGCUCGCAGCAACUAGGCGCUGGUUCAGGCGAAACCGCACACCCAUUGCAAUUGGCGUGGGUGUCGUCGGCGUCGGCUAUGUCGUCAGCAGCUACAUCGUCGGCAAGCUCCGCGACGCGCGAGAGCGCAUGAGCAGCGACCGCAUCGCCAAGGAGAACCUGCGUCGCCGCUUCGAACAGAACCAGGAGGACUGUACCUUCACCGUCCUCGCCCUGCUCCCCACCGCCACGACCAACAUCCUCGAGAGCAUGGACACGGAAAAGAUCACGUACGAGAUCCAGCAGAUCAAGGGCUCGGCUACCGCCAGAACCCGCAGCAUUGGCUCUACAAGUCCGCCCAGCAUGUCCGAGACAUACGCGACCGACGACGACGGCCGCAGCAUCAUCACCGUGAGCGCUCAGAGCGAGGCCGGCGCGCGUACGACGCAGCUGUCCGUAGCGACGCCGCCAUCCGGCGCAGGCCCAGAAAGUGGGAGCGUUGGCGUAUCGCAAGAGGCACUUUCAAUACCGCAGAAACCACGGAAGACAAAGAGACAGCUCUGGGAUGACUUGACAAUAAGCUCAAUUACUAGAGCAUACACCCUUCUCUACACGCUAGGCCUCCUGACGAUGCUCACAAGGAUACAACUCAACCUCCUCGGCCGCCGUAGCUACCUCUCGAGCGUCGUGUCGCUCGCGACGGGCAGCAACGUCGCCCCGGGGACCAUCAGCCUGGAGAACAACGACGACGACAGCCCCACGCAGGCCUACGGCACCGACUUUGACGUCAACCGCAAGUACCUGACCUUCAGCUGGUGGCUGCUCAAUCGCGGCUGGGUCGACGUGAUGCAGCGGGUGGAGGGCGCCGUGCGCCAGGUCUUCGGCCACCUCAGCCCGCGUGACACGGUCACGCUCGACACAUUCGCCAAGCUCAGCGCCGAUGUGCGCCGUCUCGUAGAAGGCAGCGGGCCGUCGAGCGGCGCCAGCACCAACUGGCUCUCCUUCCUGCUCCCGUCCCCGGACAUGGAGGACUUUGUCCUCCGCGAGUCGGGCGUCCUCGACUCCAACCCACUCGACCCCAACAACAACAAUAACAACAACAAGAAGAAGAACAGCACGCCUUCCACCCCGACCCUGUCCUCUCCAUUCCCCUCCUCCGCCGCCUCCCUCCGCCGCCUGCUCGACGAAACAGCCGACCUGAUCGAGUCCCCGACCUUCUCGCACGUCCUCACCCAGCUCCUCGACGCGGGCUUCUCGCUCUUGCUCGAACAAAAGCUGUUCGCAGGCAUCCUUGACGCGACAGCGCCAACAACAUCCAGCGCAGCGAGCGUCGACAGCGCGGGGGCGGCAGGACCGACCGGCUCUAUCAGCCGCGCGGUGCUCCUCCCCAAGAUCCUCAGCGUGCUGACCCGCCAGGCGCACGUCAUUGGCCACGGUAUGCCCAACGAGUACCUACAGGCGAUGGAGUCGGUGCGGGACCUCGAGGGGUUUGCUGCGGUUGUGUACUCGAGUAAUUGGCAGGCCGAGAUUGUGCAGGAAGAAGGGGAGGGGGUUAGGGAUGCUAAGACUGAGCGGUUGUCUUCGUCUUCGUCACGGCCACAACAACGACAACGAGAACAGCAGCAACAACAGCAACAGCAACAAGCGAGGGAGGUGAGCCAGGGGCAGGGGGAGGGGGAGGGGCGUAUGGGCUCGUCGAGUAUUGUUGUUGUUGACAGCGCUGCCGCGCAGUCGAGGCUGUUUGAAAGUGCGUGGGAAAAGGCGAGUGAAGGGGGGUGAGGUGAGUGUGGCCGGUUUCUCUAUGGGGGUUUGUCCAUGAAUCGUUGAAUGCGAGAGAGUGUAAUACUUGGGUUAUCCUGCAAGUCAUGAAUGGGUGGAGCUUGGUUGGAUUGGGAGUCUGGGCUAAGAUGACGGCUGAGCAAGACGGCAUGAUCACACGUACUGUAAGGGAGGGGGAACAAAUACCACUGGGUAGAGUUGGCAUAACGGAUAUGGGUACAUUUGGCCCGGAUUGGCUCGCAUUGUGAACAGCGGUAGUUUCCGGACCUGAUAGAGUACAGCAUCAUGAUGGCGAUUUGGACGACAGUGGGGUUUCAGCGCAUAUAUUGUCUUCCGGGUGUAUAUUGGGUAUCUCUG
Parathielavia appendiculata is the source of this 2284-nucleotide messenger RNA. RefSeq names its product Peroxin-3. Gene Ontology annotation, cellular component: peroxisomal membrane. The transcript is spliced from 3 exons. Gene Ontology annotation, molecular function: protein-macromolecule adaptor activity. The record is from RefSeq and is a predicted model, not a curated record. NCBI's taxonomy places the organism in Eukaryota, Fungi, Ascomycota, Sordariomycetes, Sordariales, Chaetomiaceae. Gene Ontology annotation, biological process: protein import into peroxisome membrane. The coding region runs from base 170 to 1927 and encodes 585 amino acids.